GCCUAGCCCAAUCAAAGCAAACUGCACAAUAAACCACACAAUGACAUAUUCUAUCCUGACUGACACAUAAGGACGUGCACGACAGCCAGCUGUUGGCGGAUAUCCAUGGUGAUAUCUCAUCCGAGGAAGGCGUGUCAUCUCCCCCAAUUACUAAGCACCCCUUUGUCCUCGGUUUAUGCCCAGCCAGCCAGCGAUACUCAUGGCGACUGCACCAGUCAAACAGCGCUCGGCAACGAGGGCGCAGCUCCCGCCCUGCUACUACGAAGGAUACCUGGAAAAACGGGGACCGAAAGAAAAGAUCUCUCGGCGGCUGUGGACCUGUCUGUGUGGGAACACCCUCUUCUUCUUUAAUAAUGCCAAGGACACUCACUAUGUGGAGAAGAUGGAUCUCAGUGGCUUUGUCUCACUGAAAGACGACUGCAGCCGAGACAGAAACCUUGAGGCAGCUAGACUCAUACUGCGCAUGAAGGAUGGAGAGACAAAACUCACAGUUGCCAAUCUAGAGGCUCGAGAGCUGUGGAAGGGUUUCCUCCAGUCUGUCAUAGAUCUGAGUGUGCCCAGCUGUUUGACGUUGCUGCCGGGGCAGGUGCAGAUGCUGAAAGAGGUGGUGGACCGAGAGAGGAACAGACGCAGAGCAGCACGCACCCCCACCCGCGCUCCCCCCUCCCCCCUAUCAGUACCUCUACUGGGGGAGAUCCCAUCGUGUUUCCGGCCUGUGUCGAGGACUGAGGCAGAAGUUCUGUUAGAGAGACAUCCAGACUGUGGCAACAUGCUGCUGAGGCCCGGCAGAGACGGAUCCUCAUUGGCUGUCACCACUCGCCAGGAUCUCAACGGGUCAGUGUUCAGACACUAUCGUGUGACUCAGAGAGAGCAGGGAGGAUAUGUGAUAGACGUUGAGAACCCAAUUCCCUGUGCUACGCUUCAUGAUGUCAUCGAUGCUUUGGUGGAGAAGACAGCAGGAACCCUACAGCCUUUUCUUCUGGAGGAACCUUAUGAGGAGAACAUCACGUUUGUUUCGUCCAAUGAUGAGAAUGGAGAGAGAAUCCUACACUGUGCCCCUUCCAGCCCACUACCCAAAGCCCCUGCCCUACCCCCCAAACAAGAGCGAUGGAAACCCCUACCCAGGUCUCCCGCUCCCGACCGCCGUAUCCUGUCGGCUGUGACAUCACCAGUACCGUCAUCACCCAGCAGCCCAAUGAGACGGCUCGUUCUCUCCCCCUCCCCACUCCUCGCACAAAGCCUCACAGAGGAGCUCAAAAUGAAACUGGAGAAGAGACGGACCAGUCAGGAGUGACUUCCUGUAAUUGCUCAGCCAACUAGUGGUCAGAACUCUUCCACCAGCAGCAGCAGCUCUCUUCUCUUCCUGUGCCUUCUGAUUGGUGGACUACAGAAUAGUUGCACAACUCUGGUCCUCAUGGAUCACAGUCCUGCUGAACCAUUGGUCUACAGUACCUUUAAAAGUGUUUCCCACCAUGUUUGGGUAACGCACCUUAUCCACCUGAGCUGUGUUCAGCAGCGUAAAUUUGCAGCCUCAAAACUUGACAGUUUUCAAGAAGGGAUAACCAGUGGGGUUGAGCAUUAGAUGAGCACACAAACACAAAGGACCAGUGACUGAGCCUGUUGUUACUCUGUUGUUCCGAUUGAGCCAAUGUCUAUUGUCCUGCUGCUGAUGUAACUGACGCCACACUUUAGAAGUGAGAGAGUGACACCAGAAGCUUGAGAAACCAGCCUAGAGAGAGAGACUAGAGCAGUAGUCACCAACCCUGGUCCUGGCUACUGGGUGUGUGGGUGCAGGCUUUUGUUCAAACCCAACACUAACACACCUGGAACUGGAACAAAAGCCUGCACACCUUGAACCUGUACACCACUGCACACCUUCCAGGUCCUGGGUUAAUGACCACUGGAUUAGAGAUUAACAUAUCUAGUUGUUCUCGUGCAUCUAGAAUGCCAAUGCUCUAAUCUAUUGUAUUAUGUUGGUGCUAUGAUGGUAUGGUGCUCUACUUGACUAAACCUUCUCUACUGUGUGUGUCGUUGCUACAACUCACGUAAAACCUUAUUUUCUACUGUGUGUGGGUGUGUGUGUGCUAGGCCUAGGCUACUGUUAGCUGACUAAACUCAACUCCAUGAUUUACGAUGGAGUUUAGCGGCGACUAGUGUGGGCAGACUGGAGCUCCGACAUCACAAUAAUGACGUU
Coregonus clupeaformis (lake whitefish) is the source of this 2194-nucleotide messenger RNA. It is a transcript of the gene stap2a, whose product is annotated as signal transducing adaptor family member 2a. The transcript is spliced from 11 exons. The coding region runs from base 176 to 1294 and encodes 372 amino acids. The record is from RefSeq and is a predicted model, not a curated record. NCBI's taxonomy places the organism in Eukaryota, Metazoa, Chordata, Actinopteri, Salmoniformes, Salmonidae. Gene Ontology annotation, molecular function: signaling adaptor activity.